GGGGUUAGUACUUUCACUCCCAGACGACCAGACACAUCGCCCUGGGUAUGGAACACAAGGAAAAACGAAUGCUCGAGCAGUCAACGCUAUACCCUAAAAAUGCUGUUGACGACUCUGAUACAUCAGCCAAACGACGAAAGGUGGUCGGGCCAACAUUACCUUUAUCAAAUACAAUAGACGAACACACCCCAAACUCUGAGGGCGAAGACGAAAGCAGCGACGAUGAUGAAAUCGGCCCGAGCCUACCCCCUUCAGGUCCUGUGGUGCCCGAGGGAGCCGAUAUGAAGAUACGUGGCUACAGCUUGGAAGGCAUGUCGACCGAGCAAGGCCACACUGUCAAGGAGCGGAGUCAUCGCGAUGAGUGGAUGCUACAGCCUCCGGAAUCAAGCGGAUGGACUUCAAGGGUCGAUCCGACCAAGUUAAGGAGUCGAAAGUUCCAAACCGGAAGAUCAGCAUCAAACCCCGCAUCAGGGAAGAUAGAUUCAUCUUGGACAGAAACACCGGACGAGAAAAUGAAACGUUUGCAAGAUGAAGUCAUGGGUGUCGGCACAGUUGGCCCAAGUAAUGAUCAAGUAGCUCGGUCUUCCAAGCUAUCGCAGACCAUGCGAGACAGUAUCAAAAGAUAUAAGGAUGCAAGACGUGAGGGUGAUAUUACAGAGGGUGUAUCGCAACAUCUCAAGGAGCGCAAAAAGAGCGAUGAAGACGACCCAAGCAGUCGCCCGUUUGACAGGGAAAAGGACGUAGCCUCCUCUCAAAUAAGCAGCUCCCAACGACGAGAGAUGAUAAAUAGGGCCUCUGACUUUGGUUCUCGAUUCAGUAAGGGAAGUUUUUUAUAAAUUCUCUGUUUUUUACUUAUAAAGGAAAUAUUAAUCUUAGUUGAAUCAGGAAUA
Messenger RNA from Aspergillus alliaceus, 890 nucleotides. Its product is annotated as GPALPP motifs-containing protein 1. The coding region runs from base 48 to 836 and encodes 262 amino acids. The record is from RefSeq and is a predicted model, not a curated record. Lineage: Eukaryota; Fungi; Ascomycota; Eurotiomycetes; Eurotiales; Aspergillaceae. The transcript is spliced from 2 exons.